Acanthocheilonema viteae is the source of this 576-nucleotide messenger RNA. Lineage: Eukaryota; Metazoa; Nematoda; Chromadorea; Rhabditida; Onchocercidae. The record is from the annotation of a GenBank genome assembly.
AUGAAUGACGUCGCAAUAUCAGUGAUUGAGGAUUACCGCGAAGCACCAAGAAAAGACGAUCUGCCAAUGCGAGAUGUGCUAAGGGAUGAAAGUGAAAUAAUGGCUAUGGCUAAUAACAAUGGAAGGAACAGAAGACGGUUCAUAUGUGAUGUAUGUGGUAAGCGAUUCAGAAGUCGAAACGAUCUGAGACGCCAUAAUCGGGAACAUACUGAAGACCAUACAAAAUGUAAUGCAUGCGAGAAAGCAUUCAAACAGCUCAGCCAUCUCAAUAGCCAUCAAAUAACGCAUGGCGGUGAAACAUCUUACGAAUGUAAUGAGUGUGAUAAGGAAUUCAGCAGUCGAAACCGUCUGAAAGAUGAUAAUCGGACACAUAGCGAUGAAAAGCCGCACGAAUAUCACACAUGCGGUAUAGCAUUCAGACAAUAUGGAAAUCCGAAGAAACACGAAUUUGAAACGACACAUGAAAGUGCAUGGAAGUUCGAGAAUAGCAAAAGUUAUCUCGAAGACAAAUACAUUAUUAAUAAAACAAAUAAUUUCAUUUGCCACGUCAUAAAUUACUGUACUGUUAUGGUUUAA